AUUGUUUUAAUACAUUUCCUGCUCCAUUUUUGUCAAAUAUGAAGUGGAUCAUCUUUGUCUGCCUUUUUGCUCUAGCCCUGUCCAAGCCUGCAUAUGAGCCCAUAAAUUUAUUCUACCAUGAGAGGGUUGGUAUUCCGAAGGCGGCUGCGAUUAAGAGGAGUGAAGAAUCCUCUGAUUUCAGUGGUAGCAGAAUUGUUGGAGGAACGCCAGCCACUUUGUCAGAUAGCCCUUGGUUUGCCGGUCUUAUACUUUACAUGAGGUCUGGUGCGACCUCAGUCUGUGGGUCUUCGCUGCUGUCAAACACCAGGAUUCUCACAGCAGCUCAUUGCUGGUGGGAUGGCAGAUCCGCGGCUCGAGAAGCCGUUAUAGUUUUGGGGUCACUGACACUAUUCACUGGCGGCGUUAGGAGAGGCACUGCUUUUGCUGAGAUGUACCCCGGUUACGAUCCCCGUACUUUGCACAACGAUAUCGCAGUAUUGAGCAUUGGCUUUAUUGGAUUUAACAACGACAUAAGACCCAUCGGACUGCCCUCGGGUCCUGACCUAGACAACGACUUCUUCGGAGCCGUUGCUCAAAUAAGUGGAUAUGGACGCCACGGCGAUCUUUACGGUUUGCCCACGGAUCAACGACUACAUGUAGUGAAUCUCACCGUGAUCGCCAAUGAGUACUGCCAAGUUUUCUUCGCACCAUCAGUUGUGGUGCCUUCGAGGCUUUGCACUCUAGACACACGCAGAGGCACCUGCGGCGGUGAUGAUGGUGGUGCAUUAGUUACUAGAAAUAUGGUGAUCGGUGUUGCGUCCUUCACCUCUGUUGCGGGUUGCGAUCGCAAUUUCCCGGUCGGUUUCAGCAGGGUGACCAGCUUCGUAUCUUGGAUAAACGCUCAGCUUUAAAAUGUCUAUUUUUUAACUGACGCUUAAAUAAGUUUUUAGAAUGGCGAAGAAGACGAGAGAUUUAUUUUUAUUUAGAAUUAUAAUACUAUAUAUUCUUCAUAACAGAAAUUGAACAACACAUACAAGAUGCAGCAAACAUGAUAAAAAUGUAUAUCGACGUACUGCUAUUGACAUAAGUAAUGUAUAAAAGAAACUAAGCAGCCCAUACAAUAUAGGUAUACAAUAUCAACAAUUAAAAAACCGACGUUACAAAGUUUGCAUAUCCAUUUGUUUUGGAAUUACAUCUGUACAUUACAUUUUUCACCACACUAGCUCGGAAAAGCUUUCUUUCUUAUUAGGAAUCUGCUCGCAAAAGCAUUUUUUCCACGCUAGAGUGGAAAAGGUUUAUGAAAUUCGAACUUGACGAUGGACUGUGGUGCACGUAACAUUUUCGAUAAAAAAAAA
Hyposmocoma kahamanoa is the source of this 1334-nucleotide messenger RNA. Its product is annotated as collagenase-like. Gene Ontology annotation, biological process: proteolysis. Bases 39 to 890 code for a protein of 283 amino acids. The transcript has 7 exons. The record is from RefSeq and is a predicted model, not a curated record. Gene Ontology annotation, molecular function: serine-type endopeptidase activity. NCBI's taxonomy places the organism in Eukaryota, Metazoa, Arthropoda, Insecta, Lepidoptera, Cosmopterigidae.